CAAACAACCCAAAAUAAUUGACUUUCUGUUUACAGCCCAUGUCAUGCAUGACACAUGCAUAAGCGUAAGUUGCUUCAAACCCGCUCCAUGAGUUGCACCUGAGGAGUCACCUGAGACACACCUUCUAAUUCCAUGGUCUUUAAUGAUUUUUAUUUCUUUCUACACUGUAAAACUAUUCCGAAGGUGUCCAAAAUACUUCUUUGAACAGUUGUUAUUAAGAUUUAUCCGCUACUUCUGCUCUUUAAAGCCUUCAUAACGGCUCGAAUUUGACGUGCUGUUCGUUAAUUGGUGAUAUCUGAGGCUGGUGACUCUAAAUGAACUUCUCUGCAGGAGGAUUAUGUCGAAUGCUGGGGAUCUAGAGAAGAACUGGUACUCUGUACUCGGUGCGACUCCCACAGACAGUGUACAAGAGCUGAAGCAGAAAUAUCAAAGACUUGUCCUAACGUUUCACCCUGAUAAACAGGACCCUGGCCUAUCAGAAGAGGAGGCGGGGCUUCAGCUUCAGAGGUUCAUAGAUGUGGAUCAGGCCUGGAAGAUCCUGAGUGAUGAGGAGAGCAGGAGACAGUUUGACCUACAGCUGCGUGCACAAGAAUUAAAACAAUGCUGGCCGGUGGAUGCCUGCAUUACACUGGAGGACAUGAACAGGGACAGUGAGAAUGAGUGUUACUCGUACAGCUGCCGCUGCGGCGGCGAGUUUCUCCUGGAGAACGAAGACGCAGAGGACGACGAGGAUGCCGUCGUGUGCUGCGACACGUGCUCACUUAGCAUCGAAGUCAAGAGAGCUAGGUGAUGUAAGCAUUCAGCGUUCAGCAGUGAACCCAUCAACCUGGUGUUUCAUUUUCAUUCUUCAUUCUGAGCUCAUUACUGGGGACAGUAUUGUAGUACCUAGUAUUUGGCACAUCAGUAUAUGCAAAUUACA
This is a messenger RNA of Clarias gariepinus (North African catfish), 919 nucleotides long. It is a transcript of the gene dnajc24, whose product is annotated as DnaJ (Hsp40) homolog, subfamily C, member 24. NCBI's taxonomy places the organism in Eukaryota, Metazoa, Chordata, Actinopteri, Siluriformes, Clariidae. Bases 338 to 790 code for a protein of 150 amino acids. Gene Ontology annotation, biological process: positive regulation of ATP-dependent activity. The record is from RefSeq and is a predicted model, not a curated record. The transcript has 5 exons. Gene Ontology annotation, molecular function: ferrous iron binding; ATPase activator activity.